AGCGUUAUCAUCGACAGGAAGGGACUCAACAAGACAUAGACUAUCGCUCACGGGACACGACGGAAGGAAUCAGAGAAAAGAGUUAUUAAGAUCACACGAUUUAAUUCAGACGGGCCGAGGAGAGAGAACAUGAGGGAUUCUCACGUCUUGUUACUUGUUUUAUUUCGACCAUUCCCAUCAGCGGGCUGCAUGAUUGGAUUUUCAGUUCUUGUUCAUUUCGACUUUUUCAAACCUUUAGGGAGGCGCUCAACAUCACAUCAUGUAUCGGGUCAGGCGACGAUCCUCGGCCAUUGUUUUUUUUUUGUAUACGGAUUAUUCUUUUCGGAUAUGGAGUUGGAGAUACCAUGGAAGUCCAAGGGAACAACCGACACUGGAAAGAGAGCAGGGAGCGCGAAGAGACAGGAAACCGCACAGGGCGCAACAAGAGAAAAGCGAAUGGCAUUUGUUUGGGGGAAUACCACAGCGACCAGACCUACCAAACCAACCCGAGGAAAGAGAGUGGAGGAGCGGGACAGGAAUUUUUGGCAAGGAAGGGAUUCUGAACUGGGGGGAAACUCGAUUUGUUCUAUGGAGCCUGUCAAGACUUGCAAAGGUCUGUUGCUCUUGAUGUUUUAAUGAUGGCUUAUUCCUUAGAGAAUUGAUAGGGAACAAACCCUUACUUGACGAACAUGCUGUUUCCCUCCUUAUUUGAUCGUGUACCACGCUGUGACAAGUGAUAACCCUCGCGAUGACUGAAACAGGCUUCCAUGACCUUACCAACCUACCUGUUUACCGGCCUUGAUUCCAAGCCUCAUGAGCUUGGAGGCCGUGGUGUUUCUCGGGUAGUUUCUGUU
Messenger RNA from Colletotrichum godetiae, 833 nucleotides. RefSeq lists its product as uncharacterized. The coding region runs from base 130 to 615 and encodes 161 amino acids. The record is from RefSeq and is a predicted model, not a curated record. The transcript has a single exon. Lineage: Eukaryota; Fungi; Ascomycota; Sordariomycetes; Glomerellales; Glomerellaceae.